GUAAAACCCGUUAGGCUUCUGGUCCGUUUGCAAAGCCGUCCGUAGUGAAACAAGGUCAGCGCCCUUCGGUUCCCCAAACAUACUAGGAAAUUAUCUGAGUGUGAACGUGCAAAAAGUUCCACAAUUCAGAUGAUCUGGGUGAGUUUCAAUCAGCUAAUUGAGGUAAACCACCAUCACCGACAUUAAAAGUGACAAAAGUGAACACAACUAACGUUAGCCGACAUUAGCACGCUAGCAAAGCGAUGUGCCUGCGGGUAAGGUCUCUGAACGAGGGUGCGACUAUUAACUGACUAGAACAAGCUGUCCUUGUUGGAUUCAACCAUGGACGCGGUGGUACGAUUCACGAACCAAAGCCAAGGAAAGGACCGAAUAUUCAGGGCAGCUCAGUAUGCAUGUGCACUGUCUACAUACAUACUACGAAACCACUCGGAAAGGAAGGACCUUGUGGCGAAACUUAAAAGUCUGGAAAGCAGCAUGAGCGCAGGACGUAAAUUGUUGAGGUUGGGGAACACCGUAAACUCCAUUGCGGCCGCCAAGCGAAGCAUGCGGCUGCCUGACAGAGCGCUGUGCCUGAGCCUCACCGCGGCCAACGCCAGCCGCGCCCUCUACUUUCUCCUCGACAAUGUAGUUUGGGCCAGAAGCGUGGGUCUAAUCCGCAAUAUCGACAAGGAACGCUGGAGCCUAAAUUCCUCCCGCUGCUACUUCCUCUCGCUGGUCAUGAGUCUGAGCAGAGAUGUUUACGUGGUCCUCCAGCUAAUGGCACAGAGGGCGAGAGAUAAGCAGUUCAGACAGAAGAUGGAGGCGCAUCUCAGCGAGAGUUGUGAAGUGGCUGAAGCCGUCGUUCCUCAGCUGGAUGCGUUUCUCUUUCUGCUGUUGGAGAGCCUGAAAUCGCAUCCCGCUGUUGCCUUGGACGUGCUGAAAAAUGCAUGUGACCUCUUCAUUCCCCUGGACAGGUUGGGUAUAUAUAAAUCCAAUCCGGGGGUGGUGGGAUUCUGUGGUUUGAUGUCCUCAGUUAUUGGGAUUGUAACACUCUUGGAGCCCAAGUUAACACUAAAACCAUGACAACAAGGGUGCAAUCACGCCAUACUAACUGGAGACUCAAAGUUUAAUAACGGGCUACCUAGCAGUAUUGGUUAUUCUUCAUAAUUUAGGAGUCUAAGCUAAACCCCUGUGCAAUCCUGUCUUUUCCAACACCAGCACUUUAGUAACUACUAUAGUAGCUUUUUUACACUUCUUUGCUCUGUGAGAAGAGGUUGCUCAAAGCUUCACCUCAGUGAUUCAAGUGAUGAACAAGCUGCUUCUCAGACAAAAGUUCUUCCAGAAGAAGAAAAAGUUGAGAUUUCCAGGAAUAGCAGUAGUCAUUGUCGGAAAACUACACGUUACCAAGAACACAAUGAAUGGCUCUGUUGUAUCAAAGUGUUCCUGCGAGUGACUGUGUGUCAGCCUGCAGCAAUUCCCUGAAAUCCAAUCUGCACAAGUGCUUUUCCUACUGUGACCAGUUGAAAUUGUGUGUAUGUAUGUCUCCCAUUCAUGCGUGGCCUGGACGUUGCAUAUGAUGAUCUAAUUUAAUGAGCUAAAACUCCCCUGAUAAUGUGAUUACAAAUACAUUCUUAAUAUAUUGCUGUAUGUUAUUUUUUUAAAUCUGACACAAACCAAACAAGUGCGCCACAAUUAAUGAAAAACCUUCAACUUCUAUGAAAUUAUUUGAAAAUGUAUUUUCUCAUGUAGUAGUAAUGUAACGGAUCAAUCCUUUGUUUGUUGAAAGGUUAAAUAAAUCUUUAUCUGACAUUGUAAAA
Gasterosteus aculeatus aculeatus (three-spined stickleback) is the source of this 1796-nucleotide messenger RNA. RefSeq names its product peroxisomal biogenesis factor 11 alpha (gene pex11a). Gene Ontology annotation, cellular component: peroxisomal membrane. The record is from RefSeq and is a predicted model, not a curated record. NCBI's taxonomy places the organism in Eukaryota, Metazoa, Chordata, Actinopteri, Perciformes, Gasterosteidae. Gene Ontology annotation, biological process: peroxisome fission.